This is a messenger RNA of Aureobasidium musti, 909 nucleotides long. The record is from the annotation of a GenBank genome assembly. Lineage: Eukaryota; Fungi; Ascomycota; Dothideomycetes; Dothideales; Saccotheciaceae.
UGUUCAUUUUGUUAUACCGCAACUUUACCACAAUGGGCACUUACAUCGUCUCUGCUGAAGAAGAUCAUUGCCAUUGUACCUAGUCCAUGGAACUUCAAAUCACCGAGCUCUUUGCAUGCACUUGACUCGAAAAACCAAUAUGUACUUGCACUCUCGCCAGAGUUUGUACGGCCUAUGAAGGACAUCAGAGCAGCCGUAGACGAAAAAGCUCAAUGGCGACACAGUGAACUACUGCUGCUCAACAAGAUUAAAUGUUUAGACACUCUCGAGGCCCUAGAUACCAUGUUUGUCAACUCAAUCGCUGGACUUCAACUCGUAGGUCACCACUUGAUGAUCCAACAUACCAACAUCACCAAUGGUGGUGUAGUAGACCCCCAAAGCAUGCACUUCCUGGACGAAAGAAGAGAUCACCCGCCUUCAGUCUUGCUAGCAGCCAAUCACGCCAGAAGACUCACCAAGAAAACCUACACAAGCAGAUUCAACUUGACCGAGGACCAGACCAGAGUCCUCGAUAUCUCCGACUGUGCAAGCCGUAUGCUGGAAGCUGCUUCUGAGUUUCUGGCUCUGCAGGCGAGGUGCCGAGAGUUGAUUGCUUUGGUGCAAGUGGAGAGUGAUUUGCCUGUCGGGUUGCAGAGGACGCAUACACUGACCGAAGGACUCAUGUCCAAGGCCGCAAGGAUGCUCGGAAAAGCUUAUGAGCGUGUAUUGUGGGCAACUGCCUUGAUCGCAGGCAAGAUGCUCAAUUUGUCGACUUUGCUGUCAAGCUCAGGACACUUGGACAAGCGUUUGAUCAUGGCACCGAUGGCAUUGAGGAUCGAAAGUGAGACGACGCAAUGUCCGAGCAAGAUUGGCGAUGACCAGCAUUGUAUUGAUAGAAAGGAAGACAACGGUCUACUAGAGACUUACUGA